GAAAUACAUAAAAUAGGAGUAAAUAGAUGCUGCCGUUACUACAAGAUGAUUUGAGGCAGACGAACGUACUCAGCUGGUCAGAAUCUGACGUUAGCCUCUGGCUACAGCAUUUGAACUACUCUCAGCAUCUCCAUAUGUUUAAAGAAAAUGAAAUUACUGGCGAAGUUCUCGUGCAUCUCGACCAUGAGGCACUCAAAGACCUCGGUAUACAUUCAGUCGGGACACGCUUGAAUAUACUGCGGGAAAUCUACCAUCUCAAGGUAUACUUUGAUAUAUCGCUCGAGCCAGAGCAUUACGUACCACCGUCGGAAUUGAUAAACGAGACGAAAGCGAAAGUAAACGAGUACACGAAUCUGAUAUCGAAAGUCAUGAUACAGGAGGACAGACUGAAUGCCUUAGAGAGCGAUUACAGGCGGCUAUUUAAGACGUUUGAGGCGACCUACGAUGAGUUGAGCAGCAUAAAACACACCUCCUUAUCGAGUACCACUUCAGUCAAUACGAAUACAUCUAAUGCUUUGCAAUCUUUCAAGUCACCUGAUUAUGAACACCAAUUAUCUCCCACUGCAAUCACCGUCUCACCAGCUCCAAAUUCAGCCCCCGCAAAUACUAAUACGCAGGUUGAUUCUGCGAAAGAGGAAGAUAGUGAGGAUAAGCCAUCCAAUGGUCUCAUUAGGCAAGCAUCCCUUGGUGGUCUAUCCCGCGCAAAAUCAUACAAAGAUCAAGAAGGCAAAGCAAAAUCGAACGUUAAAGUUAAAUUGGAUGAUAGCUGCUGGAAAGUUUUACCAGCUGCACUUAGGAAAUACAAGAUUGACGAUGACUGGACUAAAUACGCAUUGUUUAUUUGCUAUGGUAAAACGGAGAGGUGUUUAUCAUAUGAUGAGCGUCCUUUGCAACUAUUCCAACGUCUAAAAGAGCAAGGUCAACAGCCCGUCUUUAUGCUGAGACAUGUCAAAGAACUGAGGUCGCCAAUUUCGAUUGCCUUGCAAAAGCAGCAAGCUAAACGAGAAGCAAACAGCUCGCUUACCCCACCACCUUCAAGUAGUCAACAGCAGUCUUCGCCUACGACAAAUAACGUAGCAAGCUUCCGUAACGGUAAAGCACUCGCGGAAGUUUGCGAUAGCGAUGAUAUAGAAGGCUAUGCAAUAGCAAUAUACCCAUACACAGCCGACAGAGAGGAUGAAUUCGAUGUCAACGUCAGUGAUCAAUUUGAGAUUGUGCAACGCGCCAAAGGAUGGUGGGUUGUCAGGAGGGAGUCUAUGAAUGAAGUUGGAUGGGUACCUACGGGAUGUUUAUUAGAGGUCUCAAAUCUAACCUCAAGUCCUAAUCAAAUCCAGAUAUUAAGUAAUAGUUAUGGUGCGACUGCCUUGAUGAAUUAUCAACCAAAUUCGAAAGAUGAAUGUGGAUUACAGAAGGAAGACAAGUUAAGAGUAUACAAGAAACAUAACCAUUGGUGUUACGUAGUCAAGGAUUCGAACGGAGAGCGCGGAUGGGCUCCUUCUUGGUAUAUAGGAAGCAACAAAUCACGUGAUACGAACUCUGCAAAUCAAGCUGGAUCUAGUCAAGGGAAUAUGCCCUUGUCUGCCGCGGGCGCGUUGACUGCAGAGAUAGACAAAGAGACAUCCUCGCCUUCAACGCCUGGUUAAAACAUUGUAGACUAAUUAUAUUUCCUAUUACAUUACAUUUC
Molecule: messenger RNA, 1684 nt
Organism: Wallemia mellicola CBS 633.66
Lineage: Eukaryota; Fungi; Basidiomycota; Wallemiomycetes; Wallemiales; Wallemiaceae
Exons: 8
Coding region: 27-1643 (538 amino acids)
Biological process (GO): signal transduction
Molecular function (GO): synaptic receptor adaptor activity; ionotropic glutamate receptor binding
Source: RefSeq, a predicted model, not a curated record